AUGUCAGCAACUCCGAUGCCAUCUGGGUUUGACUGUGCAGAUGCUCCCAUUGAGUUAGCCUGGUCGUCUCAGCGACCCGAGCUCCGCGAUGAGACGGAAGAUUGGAUGGGUGUGACCAAUCCAGUGGAGAGGCGAAAACUACAGAACCGCUUGAACCAGAGAGCACGGAGAAACCGUGCACAAAAGAAAAGUGCCCCAGCCAAACAGCCCCGCCGUGUUGUCAUACCAGACGAGGCCAACGAGAGCGACGCGUCGGGUCGUGAAGGCAGUUGCAGCACAUCCGACCUAUCUCUGAACGACCUUAGCGAACCCGAUGCCGCAAUAGCGCAAAGGUCAUGCAUGGCCGCCCACCCCAAGGUGCAGGAGCUCAUGCGCCGCUUUUCCGAACACGCAUACGCCAGCUACAUGCAAGGCACACCCGCAUUGUCCCACUUACCGCUGCUACUCAAAUACAACGUCGCCAGCGGUCUCGCACGGAAUGCCGAUAUCCUGGGAGUUACUGCGCAGUACUACGAUUGGUAUGGCAUCUCACCACUCAAUAAACAAGGCCCGCUCCUAGGUUCCGACGCAGGGGCUGAAUGGCCAGCAUGUCUCCAACCCACCGAACUACAAAGCUCAAUAGAGCAUCAUCCGUGGCUCGAUCUGUUCCCGUGGCCAAAAGUACGAGACAACAUGCUGCAAGCUUUCCAACGAACAGAACCUAUCGACUACGAAGACGCGCUAUGCCAUGAUAUCUGCGAGUACAACCAUCUAGACCGUAAUCUCAUACUGAUAGUUUGGGGUCCGCCAGAAGACCAUCGCAGUUGGGAGAUCGAUCCGGCGUUCCUCGAGAAGUGGGGCUGGCUGUUGAGUGGAUGUCCGGAGGUGUACGAAACGACAAAUUAUUGGCGUGCGACACGAGGCGAGAAGCUGUUUACGCCACAGCAGUGGCACAACACCAUACAAAGCAGUUUGCCAAAGGAGCUGCACUACAGCGUUCAUGACUGA
Molecule: messenger RNA, 987 nt
Organism: Alternaria hordeiaustralica
Lineage: Eukaryota; Fungi; Ascomycota; Dothideomycetes; Pleosporales; Pleosporaceae
Exons: 2
Coding region: 1-987 (328 amino acids)
Source: RefSeq, a predicted model, not a curated record